AUGUGGAGGGCCCCGUGUGGUGGAUACCUGAAAUUUCGAAGCAACCGGAAAGGGCGGAAACACUGUCCACCGCGGGGAAAAAAUGAGGGGCCAGCGGCACGGCCAGAGUGUCGUUGCCGGGCUGUUCUUUGGAUUGUGUUGGCUCAGUUGCAGGUGGGAUUCAGCAACGUUUUGACCGCACCGGGCAUGGGCAAAGCCGGAGCCGCCAAGGCUGAGCCUAAAAAGGAACCAGAGAAGGGCAAGGCUGACAAGGCGAAAGAUGCCAAGGGUGGCAAGACUGAGGCUAAGGAGCCUGCCAAAGAGCCUGCCAAGGAGGAUCCCAAAGCCAAACUGCUAGAGGAAGCGAAGCAGAAGUAUGCGGAUGAUGAGUGCGACUCCCAGAGGGAUGAGCUGGCCAGAUCUGAGCUGCGAAAGCAGAAUCGGGAAGCCAAGGCCAAAGGCCCUCAGCUCUCAGGGAAUCGUGACAAGAGCAUCGCUCGAGUCACACGCUUCCAAAAUAGGUUGAAGCUUUUUAAAGGUGAGGCUGAGAUGGAUGCGGUGAUGAAAGACGUGGAUUCUGUUGAUGCUUCCAAGUACGUCUCUGAACUCACAGACUGCAUCCUGGAAGCCGCCGGAAACACCUUGAAGCUCAAGGAACUCAACGCCGUCAGCAAGCUUUGUAGCAAGCUCAACGCCACAUACGAAGAGUUUGCAGCUUUGUUGGCAAAGGCCAUUGUGAAGGCAUUUCAGAACACCGCCGGAAGCGAGCUGAAUCGGAGGCGCUUUCUCUUCAGAAUGUGUGCAGAACUGUGUCUCACAGAAUGUGUUCCAGCAACGAAGCCACCCUUGCUGGAUAUGAUGAAAGAGCUAGCUGAUAUCUCCGUGCCUGAGGAGCAGUUGGUGACCAAUUUCACCAUCGUGUCCUCGCUGGUGCAGAAGCAUGCAGUGAGCUGUUUCAACAUCGUUCCCUCCAAGCAGCAAACCUACGCUGAAGCCCUCGGCAAGGAGUGGCCCGCGAGGCAAUGUGUGCUGGAUGAGGCUGUACGAAAUCAGCUUCAGCAGCUUGCUGUCAACGCGUACCAAUCGGCAUCAGCAGGGAUGUUGCGAAAUGCCCACAACCGAUUGGUGGAGCAGGAGAAGGCCAAUGCUGCUCUGCGGGUCGACAAGGGCCAGGUGGAUGCGGAAAACGAGCAAAAACACACGCAGUUCAAGGAAGCGUUGCAAAAGAUCGAGUCCACUCUGACCACCCUGUCGGAGUUCUUGAAUCAGCCAAUGCCGACGAUCGAAGAGGAGCAAGAUGUGUCCAGAAUCGGAGUGGCCGAAAAGCAAAAGGAAGAGAUCGUUGAAGAGGAGGAGGUCUUGAUCUUCGAGGACUCGGAGCAGCAGAAGUUCUACGAAGAUCUGGUGGAUCUCAAGGACAUCAUUCCUGCCGUUCUCCUCACUUCUGGCAAGAGCACUGUAGAUGCAAAUGCUGAUCCGGAGGCAAAGCCUGAACGCCCACCAGAGGAAAAGGAGAAGCCAAAGGAUGCUGCAGCUUCAGACUUUGAUUUGUACCUCAUGCGCGUCUCCAAAGCUGAAUCAGCCAAGCAGGUGGAUGAUAUUGUGGUGGAGUUCUUCCACGAUUUCAAUACCAAGGGCAAUCGCCAGAGACUGGCCUUUCACCUCUAUGGGGCCCAUAAGAUCAAGCAGCUGCACUUGCUGGCACCUUAUGCGCGCAUAGCGGCGAUGGUAGGGCCUUAUGUCAAAGAAGUGCCCAACUUGCUGAUGUCGUGGUUGCAGCAAGAGCUUGAGCAGGUCAUUGGCGACCCAAACCAAAGCCUCCUGGAACAAAAGGUGAAGGUGGUGAAGUACCUCUGUGAACUCUGCAAGUUCAAAAUCUGCCCUCCGGGCGUCAUUUUGGACAUCUUUAAGACCCUCUGCGAUGACUUCAACCAGCAGAAUGCGGAACUCUGCGCCAACCUGUUGCAGACCUGUGGGCGUUACCUGAUGUACAAACCAGAGACGGCCACCCGCACAGACAACCUCUUGGAACGAAUGCUGCGUCUUACGAAAGCGAAGUCUUUGCCCUUGAGGUUGGAGAUCAUGCUGGAAGAUGCCUUCUAUCAGGUCAAGCCGCCGGAGGGGAAGCGAAAGCAGAAGAAAAGCAAGGAACCCCCGGAGCUCUUUGUGGAACACUUGGUCUUUGACCGUUUGUACAAGGAGGAAGACGAGGAUCUCUUUUUGAAGCUGGUGCGAAAACUGCCCUGGGAGGGUCCCGCAUCUGGCUGGCUGAAGAAGUGCUUAUUGGACUUGAAUCACCAUGCCAACUACGAGAACUUGUCAUGCGUGGCUUCGCUCUUGAGUGGCCUGGCCAAGUACCGCGAUGCUUUUGUCAUCGACGUCAUUGACUCUUUGCUGGAAAACAUUCAGGUGACCUUGGAACGAAACGACUUCCGAGAGAUGCCAUUGAGGGUGCGACAGGUGAAAUUGGUGGGUGAGCUCUACAACUAUCGCCUGGUGGAUUCUGUUUUGAUCUUUGACUCCCUCUACCAGUUCAUUGGCUUUGGAGGUCCUAGCUCCUAUCGUGCCAGUCAGUUCAUCACUGCUCACAAGUUGGUUGAGAGGGGCCUGGCUAUGCGCAAGGGUGGCCUUGGAAGCAUCACCGAGGAACAGGAGGAUGCAGAGGACGGUAGCCAACUACCAGAGCUUCUCGCGGACCCACAGCAUCCCAUCGAGGCACCUUGGGACUUCUUCCGAAUCAAGCUGGUUUGUGCGCUGCUUGAGACCUGCGGCCACUACUUUGACCGCGGAGCUUCCAAGCAGAAGCUUGACCGCUUCUUGACCUUCUUCAUCCGCUACGUUCACAGCAAGGGAGAGCUGCCACAGCGCUUCAUGAACAUGGUCUACGAUACCCUCGAGAGGCUGAGGCCCCGCCUCACCUAUCCCACGCUCAAGUCGGAUGCUUCCGAGGCAGUCUUGAAGCUGCUGGACAGGGAGAAAGAUGACCUGGACGUGGGAGGUGACAAGGCGGAUGAAAGAGAUGACGAUGACGAUGAGGCGGAAGACGAGAGCACGGAGGAAGACGACUCCGGCUCAGACGAGGAGUCCUCCGAAGAGGAAUCGGAAGAAGAAGACGCCAGUGAAUCAGAUGAUGAUGAAGAUGCGUACGAUCGCGGAGACGAAGUGCAGAAGCAUGCUGCGGAGGAUGAUUUCGAUAAGGAGGUGCAGCAGAUUCUCAUCGAGUCCCUCGAGAAGGAGAGGAAUGCUCCGCGGAUGACUUUGGCGGAACUUCCUCAACCGCUCCAAAUUGCCAAGAAAACCGAGCAGAUGGGGGACAUGGCCAUGGGUCAGUUCAACCUUUUGCAGAAGAAGACGGGUGGCAAGAUACAGAUGAAGCAAUUGAGCAUCCCCGAUGACUCCAAGCUACUUCAGGCCAGGAAAAUCGACGUGGAAGAAGCGUCCAAAGAAAAGGAGGACCUGAAGAGGUUUGUGAUGCAGUACGAAGAGACGGGAGCAGGCGAUUCUUCAGGAUCUGUCAUACCACUGGCUGAUCUGUGCCGUCGAAGUGCCUUGGCCUUUUGGGGGACCCAGUUGGAGGUCGGCCCCCGGCACCCUUGGCCAAGCACGAUGAUUCAGCGCUCGCUGGAGAGGAGACGGAGUCGACGCCAUCUCCAGCAGCCGAGUUGCCCAGUGAGCUCGCUGGUGCGGUGGCGAAAGCGGUGGAAGCGUCUCAGGAACCGCACCACCUUCUGGUACGCUUCCAAGUUGGAAAGGAUGAUCGGGUGGGCAAAAUUCGAGGCAGAGAGAAGUCUGGCAACCCUCAGCGUUCCAAAGUGCAAGAGCAAAGGCGUGCAAACGGAACCAGUUACACCAGAGACUGAGGUGCUACCUGAGACCUUCUUCGUCCCAGAUGGAGAGCCAUGGGAGCUGGCUCCCUCUACAGAAGGCAGCGAACACAUCUCCGAGAUCGACUUCCGGGCGGAUCCAGCUUUGGGACUUUCAGGAGUAGACGCCUUUGGCAUGGAGCCAAGCUUAAAAGGCAGGAAGCAGCCGCCCAGACUUUCUGAGGACCUCAUCAUGUCUGGGUUGCUCCCGGACCCCCGCGACGUCGCGCCCUCGGUGGCUUCGGUCACCUCCAGCCGCUCCUCGCCGUCGCUGACGCUGCAGCGGUUGAGCACCGCGGACAGCGAGAAGCGCCGGCGCAGCACGGCCGGCUCCACCUUGGAGACGCCGGAGAUGCGACUGGCGGAGAUCCAGGAAGAUCAAGGCCCUGGUGAUGGGAUUUUGAUGCUUCAUCUGGAGAUGGAGGUGGUGCGUCAAUUGGGUCUUGCAGGCCUGGUGCAGCAGGAGCUUUCAGAUGUCACUUCCCUGGCAGACGAAGCCGACGCGCGACGAUUUCUGCUGGAGCACCAGGGAGUUUGGCUCCGAAGGAGCGACGAAGUGCCGGUGGCGGCUUUCCGAGAUUUGAAGCUCUGGAAGAAGGACGUGGCAUAUCCCACUCCGCUGGAGGCCCUGCCCGGGCUGCGAGUCCCAGGUCCCGGCGCCCAGGUCCAAAUACCAGGGCACACGGCGCGCAUCGUCUGGGGUCCACCCGCAGAACUCCAGUGGAGUGAUGGUUCCAGCUGGAUCCAAGAUCAGCUGCAAGGACGUUGGAGCAGCAGCCUGCGGCAGUACACUCUGCUGAUCCGAGAUUGGAAGGUGUAUUGGGAUUCCAAAAUGAAAGCUUCCCCAACUUCUCUGAGUCGCGUUCCGAUUUUCCCACGCAGCGCUGUGACGAUGUUUCUUGACCGAGAGUGCAGUGGGGUGUAUGACCCCGGCCCACCAGCCAAGCUGGAAUGGUCCGACGGAGAGGUCUGGACCAGACUCAGCUUAGAAGAGAAGGAAGUCCGAAAAGGAAAAGGACAUCGAAAGGGAGGAUCCAGGUCACACGGAGACCACGAAUACUUGAAGGAAGAGUUGAUGCCCGAAGAAUCGAAACCGGACUCACUUGCCAUGACUGGUGGCAUCAUCGUCCGAUACAAAGGCAAGGGCAAAGGCAGCAAGAGUGGACCCAAUGUCAUGAGGCGGGGUACCCCAAGCGACCCACCCCGACAGGAAUUGUUCGGAAGCUCGGAGGACGACGAGGACGACGAGGACGACGAGGACGACGAGGACGACAAGGACGACAAGGAUGACAAGGAGGAGGAGGACGAGGAGGUGAAGCAGGGAACGUUCAGGGCUCAAGCUUUGGCUGACGAAGUGGCUUUAACGGUCUGGAAUGGGUCAGUUCCACCAGGUGCGGCUCCCAGGGGUGGUUGUUGCUGUGGAUCUGAACAAACGUCCCCUGAGAGCGGAGGGAAGUUCGAGAAAGGAGGUGACAACGACUUAUCCAAUGGACCUGUGGCAAAUCGUUACUGCACAGAUUUGUGGUGCUUGCCGUUCCUCUUGGUGGCAUGGUUGGCCUAUUUAGUGGUCACCUUCAUGGGCUUCGCGGACGGAAAUCCGGCCAAGCUCUACCUGCCGCGGGACUACAGUGGCGCCUACUGUGGGGUGGAGACCAAUUGGAACUCGGGUCCCAACACCUUGAACUUUCCAUACCUGUCCUUUACGAUGAACGCAACUGCGACCACUGAUUUGGUCGUUAAACAGCUCUUGUGCUCCACAGCGGGGGACAGUGUCAUCCAGACCUUGGGUUUGACAACGGCGUCAUAUGAUGCCUAUUUAUGCGCAUGUUGCAAAGUCCCAUGCGAUUCUUGCCGCAGCAGCUAUCAAUUCAGUGACGUUUCAAGCGUGACUGAUUUGCAGAGCACUGUGACAGGCAAGAUGCAGGAAAUACGUGGCGCCGUAAGUCCCUCGAGUUUAUUCAGUCCAUCGGGCAGCAACGGAGACUUCUUCACCACCAUGUGGAGCGAGGCCACCAAGUAUUUCAACUUAGUGUGUUUGCCUGAUUGCAACACCAACUUCGAUACAUCCAACAGUAGCACGAGCCCAAGAACCUGGACCUAUGAAAUGGCCGAAGACAACCCCUUGAAGACCUACUGGGAUUUGCUGAAGACCAGUGGAUCCUUGCAGACCACGAUCAACGAUCAAUUCACCUUCACGGCUCUGCCAUUGUCGCUUUGCCCUUAUUCGGAGAACAAGUGCAUCCCAAUGCCUGGUGUCGAAUUCUCCGCAGCAUCCUUAAAUUAUUGCAGCUUCAAGAUGUCCAGUGAUGUGAUCUCAGCGGUUGGCAGCUCCGCGGCUGAGACCUUUGAAAGCCUGGCGGUCCAAUCUUUCACCGAAAGCGAAUCCUUGGGCACGCUGCUGGGAGAGUUCGAGAAAUCCAUUGAUGCCUUCAUCAUCGUUGCAUUGCUGUGCUUCGUCAUCGGUGUCGCGGCUGAACUUUGUUUCUUUGUUUCUGGGAAGUGCCAGGCAGCAAAAUUUCUUUUCUGGACAUGCCAGGAAGCAAAAUCGUUUACUAAACAGUUUUUAAGGGACAUCCCAAAGCAAUAUAAAGCAAUAUAA
Cladocopium goreaui is the source of this 6441-nucleotide messenger RNA. The record is from the annotation of a GenBank genome assembly. NCBI's taxonomy places the organism in Eukaryota, Dinophyceae, Suessiales, Symbiodiniaceae.